UCCUUUGCACAAGCAUCCAUCCAUGUCUAUCCAUCCACCUUUCUUCCUCCCCCCCGCAUGAGAAAUUUUCUUUUCGAGCACAAGUUCUGGAAUCUCUCUCUCUUUUCUAAGGCUCUGUUCUUUGUUUUCUCCGUUUUGAAUUUCUGGGUUUUGUCCAAGGAUCCUCAAAGUAAAGGAAGCUCCUUCCAUCAGCGCAUACAAAGAUUUGGAGAAGGGUUGAUUCAGUAAAAGAUGGGGUAUAUGUGUGAUUUCUGUGGUGAACAAAGAUCCAUGGUUUAUUGCCGAUCUGAUGCGGCGUGUUUGUGCCUCUCUUGCGACCGGAACGUUCAUUCCGCUAACGUCUUAUCCAAACGCCAUUCUCGAACACUCGUCUGCGAGAGGUGCAAUUCACAGCCUGCGUCAGUAAGGUGUACAGACGAAAGGGUUUCUCUCUGCCAGAACUGUGAUUGGUCUGGCCACGUCCCUUCGAAUCCUUCUGCUUCGCAUCAUCAAAGGCAAACCAUCAACUGCUAUUCGGGUUGCCCUUCGAGUGCAGAACUCGGUUCUUUCUGGUCAUUUGUCUCGGAUAAUUCCUCCCCCGGCCAGUCUGAAUGUGAACAAGAAAUGGGUCUGAUGAGUAUAGCCGAUGAUGGCCCGAGAGAAAACUUCACUGCCCAAGAUGUUUUGGCCGGCUCUUCGUCAGUCCAUGAAACCGGUUCCAGGAGAAAUUGUGCUGCGAAGAACAUUUGGUGGCUAGCCCUAAGCUUAUGGCACCUGCAAUAUUUCUUUGGACCACCUCGGAAUUUGCUUCUCCUUAAACUUAAAACAAGAUUGUCUUGUGGUUGGUUGAAGGGCCUUGGAGUAUGUGAUGAGGUUGAUUUGGAUCUUGAGAACUAUGAACAACUUUUCGGCGUAGCCUUCAACCCUCCCAGACGAGCUCUUUGAAGAAAACGGUGGCCUUUGACAGUCUGUUUCAGAAGAACGACGUCCCUUUCUGCCAAACCCAGGGAUUUGUCUGCUGCAUCUGCAGAUUCUUUCUUUAGUGCUAAAGCUGAUUCAAAGAGAGUUUUGAGAGGAAAAAGCUCCAGCUAAGGCCAAAUUCCACUGUUGGGUCUGAAAGUUUCUGAAUUCGAAAAACACGCAGCAAAAGAAAGCAACUUUGGCACUGAAGAGGUCAAGUUUGGUUCAUUAUUACAUGCACCAGAGAGAUCAUCAUGCUCUGUUCUCUUUGGCGUCAGAGAAACGGCAUGAGUGGAUUUUGUUCUUCUCUGAUGUACUUAGGCUAUUAGACGCAAAAUGUUUUCUAUCGUCUUUUGUUGCACUACGAGGAACAAGAAUCUGUAAUCUGUCUGAAACAAAAGUUCUAGUCAUACAACAAAAACCUACGAUUCUGGUCCC
This is a messenger RNA of Tarenaya hassleriana, 1377 nucleotides long. Its product is annotated as zinc finger protein CONSTANS-LIKE 9-like. Gene Ontology annotation, molecular function: zinc ion binding. The record is from RefSeq and is a predicted model, not a curated record. The coding region runs from base 232 to 924 and encodes 230 amino acids. The transcript is spliced from 5 exons. NCBI's taxonomy places the organism in Eukaryota, Viridiplantae, Streptophyta, Magnoliopsida, Brassicales, Cleomaceae.